AUGGCUCCUCGACGCGGUGGCGGUGGCUCAUUUGGAGGCUUUUCUAGCUCGUCUGCCAGCCAUUGCUCUACAUCUGCCUUUGAAACGACCAUAUCUCGCGUCUAUAUUGCUUUUCACGCGUUAUUCUUUCUGGUCUUCGUCGGGGUAUUCUACUAUUCCACUGUAGUGCGCAAACGCAAGCAGCGAACAGUGCGAGCGCCAAUUCUAUGGAUCUCGCUUUACGUCUCGAUUACUUUCGCAGUCCUUGUGACUGCCCUUAAUAUCAUCUUCCUCAGCCUCUCCGAAUGCAAGGUCUUCAGGAACGGUGAAUUCAGUCGCGCGAAUAUCGCAACCGAGUGGCUCCAAGCACUAGCGGACUUCCUCUUGUUCCUGGCAAUCAUGUUUCCUAUUUCCCAGCGUCUGCAUCACGGAAAUAGAACGAUGAAUAAGGUGAUUUUGAUCGUGCAUUCUGCAUCUUUGAGUGUCCUGGCAGCCCUCCUCGUGGUUGCCCUCAGCAUCAGCACAAAGGUUAUUGAUGAUAUAUAUGGGCAUAGACGCAGACGUAUGUCUAGUUCCUAUAAUCUUGACGAAGAUUCGCGGAAUCUAUGGGUGGCGUAUUACGUAUUUGGUGUUGUCUGUAUGCUUAUUGCGGCUGUGACGAUGCUUUCUGCUCUUGUUCGAAAUUUGGGCUAUCGCAGGGGGACUCUGUUCGUGGGUAUUCCCUGUCUCGUGGUCUCCUCCCUGGCUUUGACGUUGCUCCAACUUGCGGGCUACGUCCAAAUGGCAUUUGGCUCCUGGAGUUCCUAUGCUCUUGAAAGGCAUUUGGAGCAGUCGUAUGAGGCGCAGCUGUUCCUACGGUAUUUCUUCUAUGUGUGCACUUUUCUGGGUGUUUUAGUGGUUGGCAACGCUGCGGAGUUUUUUGCUGAUUAUGAUAUCUCUUCGCGGUUUACCCAGGAGCAAACCGAGGUUUAUCAGAGGUGA
Molecule: messenger RNA, 960 nt
Organism: Aspergillus tanneri
Lineage: Eukaryota; Fungi; Ascomycota; Eurotiomycetes; Eurotiales; Aspergillaceae
Exons: 3
Coding region: 1-960 (319 amino acids)
Source: RefSeq, a predicted model, not a curated record